UCUUCUGAUCCACUUCCCGAGAACCAAGGGUUUUCUCGUUUUCUCAUUCGUUUUCGUAGACAUUAGUUAAAGACUUGAAGUAGAUACUUGGAUCCUUUUCUGGUAUUUGGAGUUGUACUGCUUUUCGAGGGUCCUUCGGAAUAAUUUCUACCAUACAAAAAGAUGCUGGGUACGCAUGCAUGACUGUCGCACCGCAAAUCUCCGAAUAUUUAUAUUGGAGAAUACCACGUUCAUACGAAAUCCCAAAAGCGUGGUACAAUCUGCAGGUUUCCGAAGAGCCAACACACAAGGAAUGAAUGAUAUGUCGGAAGCUUUUUUUGGUGUUCUAGUGUUCUUCUCCUAAGUCUGAGAGAAGAGAACAUUCACUUUUUCAACUGACCUUCCUAAAACGAACAUCAUCUUUUCUGAGUUACAUCAACCACACCACAUGCAAAUAAUUUAUUUUGAUCAAUGUCUGACACACACCUGAUUCUGAAGACAUACACUUCGUUCAUCAAACAUCCUUCUUAUCGACCGCAGAUUUUCUAAGCCUCUUGAUUGAGUAGCAUCAGCCAUACAUACCACGUUCGUUUCCAUUGCAAACAUUGAAUACUAAAGAGAGGCUUAGCAACGACAGCAAGUAUUUUCAGAUUUAUAGUCGAAGUCAUCAACUUUGAAAUAUCAAGGAAAGCUUGACACGAAAAAAGAUUUGAGAGUAGGCACCUGUUACCUUCAACUAAGGCUUUACUUUGAGAGUUCUACGACUGAGCAAGUUUAUUCUUGGAUGGAAACUACUCUUUCCUAGAAAGUCCACAUCUUGUGGGAGAGCGACUUCCAAAUUUGGUGUUAGGAAAUUCGCGAACAUAAAAAAUCUUUUCCUCACCUUCAUUUCUCUCAAUAAAAAGAUUAUUGCAAUAUCUGCCUUCUACACAGCCUUUUCAGAGUCUGAAGGGAUUACCUCCUUGUUACAUGCAGACUUGUGAUUUGUAUCAACUUCGACAAGAGGGAUUUCCAAACACAAUAUACGAUUACUCUACCAAAAUUCACAUACAAUUAAAAAUCAAUUUCAACAUGGCGAUAUCAUUCUUCAACUCCUGGCAGCUGUGGGAAAAGAUGACAUUUGUAAGUUUCCUUUUGCAAACGUUUGUAAUAAGCCAGCUAAUUCAUGUCAGGUUUUGGGAUGCGCCAUUGUAGCAGUUUUUUGCGUGGGAUACAUCAAAUUGUUAUGGACAAACAGAAUAGUUGCAAGACAGGAGAUUUUAGACGAGGAAAAGCGUAUCAAGAUCCAAGAAUUGCGGCAAAGUGGACAGUUUGUCGAGACAAGCAAAGAUUCUGAUGUCCCCUUUGGCGUUCGCGCCAUUCAAAGUGGUAUUCAAGUGGAUGGAAUCUGGAUUUCUGGAACAAAUACUCCUGUUCCCAGCAUCAAACUCCAUCGUCAUUCAUCCUACGAGCCUUCUACUCCAGAUUCGACCUCUAACGCACACGCAUCUCCCGAUGGUUACAAUCAUCCGACGCCACCCAAGAAUGGCCAACCAAACUUCCGAUGUAGCGAAUCUGCGAUACUUCCGAGCCACAGAAGUGUGAGUGACGAUGAUACUAUUGCCUCGGAUCCUCGUAGCUCUUCUCGGCAACGAGCAACCUACAAGCCUACAAGAUCGUCACAACUACGUUUUGGAACAGUCGGAGAACAUCAAUAUGAUGAGGAGACACUUGAGCAUCUCGAAGGUAAUGCAGAAACUGGUAGAGUUUAUACUCAUAGACCUCGUGGAGCUCGCCAAUCCGAUGAAUCAAUUUCUGAUGCUGCUGCCGCUGCUGAUAACGAGCGCUCAUCCGGAACUUCUGAUGAGUCUGAUGAAACAUUUUCUCGUGUUAAACACCCGCAACCUAACCGCCCGUUCAAUUAUCCUACUCGAACUCCGUCUCCAGAAGUUUUGACGCCAGCAUUCCCUUCAUUCUCUCAUCAGCCAACCACCAAAGGCAAGGGUCAAUAUUCAUCAAUUCCUCUUUUUCCUGAGGAUGAGGAAUCCAAUCCAUUUUCAUCGGGUCAUAUAAGCACAUAUGGCUCCAACCGUCAACCAGUUGAAGAUCAACGAUAUACUGAUAAUAACAUCGAGUCCCGAGCUCCUCUUUUGAAAACUCGCUCUCCAUCUUCUCAAUUCAUACCUGGAGAACUCCAUCAAAAUAAGUUGGUCAGGAAGGUCAAUUCUGGUUUUGAGAUUUUACCAGCAGGCACAUUUGGUACUCAACCAACCCUGGAUUUGAAGGGAAAAGCUGUUAAUCGCCAUGAGGGUUGGAAUGUCAAUAACUUAGACCAUGUUGCACCACUACAUCCAAACAAAUUACAGAAAAAGACGAGAUUUUCGAUGAUUUCGCUGCCGUCCAGAAGAACGAUGGGUUAGUGUAGUGGACAGAGUAUGGCGAUACUAGUUGGUAGUCCUUGAUGAAUGAAUGAUAGAUUACGCACGGAGUAAAUGGUGGACAAUGCAAUCGAAGCAUCGACGGCGUUACAUAUUAUGGAGAUGGUGUUGCAUCAAAUUUGACUGGUCAGUAACAGAGCCAUUUUCAAUAUUUCAUGCCUAACUAAGGAACGUUGGUAUGAUAAGGGUGGAGAUAAAUUUGCUUCGGGGAAAGGAGAACUUGGAAAGAAAAAAAUAAUCAUAUUGCUUAGGUCGUCUAGCUUAAUGAGUAACGAGAGAUGUACAAUAAGAAAUGAGAAUUACAUGCUCAAGAUUCAUUUCAUCAACGUUGGGGACCCUAUGUAUAUUUUAGUUUAGUUUGUCCGUGAAGCUUCAAAUUCGGAUUUUCUCCAUAUAUUCAAAGAUUAGUACC
This is a messenger RNA of Sclerotinia trifoliorum, 2808 nucleotides long. The record is from the annotation of a GenBank genome assembly. Lineage: Eukaryota; Fungi; Ascomycota; Leotiomycetes; Helotiales; Sclerotiniaceae.